Messenger RNA from Musa acuminata subsp. malaccensis (wild Malaysian banana), 970 nucleotides. RefSeq names its product protein MOS2. The record is from RefSeq and is a predicted model, not a curated record. Gene Ontology annotation, biological process: mRNA splicing, via spliceosome. NCBI's taxonomy places the organism in Eukaryota, Viridiplantae, Streptophyta, Magnoliopsida, Zingiberales, Musaceae. Gene Ontology annotation, cellular component: spliceosomal complex.
UGUUUCACGACUAAGAACCUCACGACCACCUGUCUAGCAUCAACAACUCAAACGGCUGCUCUCUUCCUAGAGCCUUUAGCAUGGAGAAAGAGACGACGGCAAAGAUCUCCUUCACUCUUUCCUCAUCCUCGUCUCGCCCCAAUCCCUCCGCGGCCCAAAUCCCGUCUCAAUCCUUCCCUUACCGAGGAGCCGUCACCGCCUCCACCCAAGGAGACCCCGGAGACGAGGGCGAGGAUGGCGUCGCCAAGCCCCAGUUCAUCUCCGUCUUCGACGCAUCCCAAACCCUAGCCGUCUCCCACGACGCCAGGUCCGUCAUCAUCCCUCCCGUCCCGGACGCCAAGACGAAGUGCCCCCUCCCUGUUCCCGCCCCCGAUGACGAUUACAUGCGCUGGAAGUUCAGAGACGACAUGAAGGAUCUUCCCCAAGAUCGUGGGUUGGAUGAGUUUAAGGACAUCAGGGUUGAGGACUUCCCGUUCGCCUAUCUCGCUGGAUAUGGGUGGUCGGAGGGCCAGGUGAUCGGGCGGAACAAGAUGCUGGCAGAUCCCAAGGUCGUUGAACACAAGAGGAGAUAUGGAACUGAAGGGCUCGGGUAUCACAAGAGAAAGAAAGAAACUCGGACCCUGCAACAAGAAGAACAGAUCGGUGGUCUGUGCUUGUCGAACGAGGGUCAGUCUCGAGCAGCUUUCGAGGGCAAUAGGUAAGGAGUUCACAUUGCUGAGUUUAGAUGUUGAGGUAGAGCAGUCCAACAUUAUCUGCACCAAAACACAGCAUGCUGGGGAUUCACUGGAGUUUAGGCAUAAGCAAAUGUUUUCAGUACUCCUUACUAGGUUUGAAAUUCUACAUGUUGAGCUAGUGUAUACAAUGUGGCUUACUGUGUUUAGAUGUAGUAGAAGAUUCUCUCCUUUUUUUUAAAGCACAAAGCACACAGGUAAUUAAUUCACUAUGGUUUAUGCAUUGACGUCUAUUUUCA